This is a messenger RNA of Aspergillus novofumigatus IBT 16806, 4575 nucleotides long. RefSeq names its product putative polyketide synthase. The transcript has 15 exons. The coding region runs from base 1 to 4575 and encodes 1524 amino acids. NCBI's taxonomy places the organism in Eukaryota, Fungi, Ascomycota, Eurotiomycetes, Eurotiales, Aspergillaceae. The record is from RefSeq and is a predicted model, not a curated record. Gene Ontology annotation, molecular function: fatty acid synthase activity. Gene Ontology annotation, biological process: fatty acid biosynthetic process; secondary metabolite biosynthetic process.
AUGAGGCCAGUAGACUUUACCCCCUCGUCCGAAUCUCCCACAGCAGAGAAAGGAAUGAAGGUCGUCUACUUUGGUAACGAGCUUUCUCAAGAUGGCCUCCAAGGCAUCUGUCGACGACUACACGCCUACACCAAAGACCGGCGUUACCCGCUCCUGGCCCGAUUCAUCGAGCAGAGCACCUGGGCACUCCACGACGAAGUUCGACAACUACGUGCCGCGCAAAAAGCCUUGGUGACCCCGUUUGAGAGCGUUCUACAUCUUGCCGAGCAGCCUGAGCUGUGGGAAGGACCUCUCUGCGGGUCGAUCGAGGGCGUUCUUCUUUGUGUUAUCCAGUUGGGAACGUUUAUCGGAUACUACGAAACGUCACCGAAUGAGUACGCCUUUGACUCCGCACACACCUAUCUCACAGGCCUUGGACUUGGCCUGUUGGCGUCGACGGCUGUCUCUCUUUCCGCGACGCUGGCGGACCUUCCCUUGGCCGGGGCAGAGGUGGUCCGAGUGGCUUUCCGUCUUGGAGUGCUGGUUGCCGAUGUCUCUCAGAAUCUUCAACCCGCUGAUGCGACAGGCGAUCGAGGCUCAUGGGCCUACGUGAUUCCCAAUGUCGCUCUUAAGGAAGCAGAAGAGGAGCUUACUGCUAUCCACACGCGAGAAAAUACUCCCGAAGCUAGCCGGAUCUUUAUCAGCGCAAUCAGUCGGACGUCAGUGACCAUCAGUGGGCCACCGGCUCGACUCAGGCGCCUCUUUCGAAUGUCUGAUUUCUUCCGUGACCGCACCUUCGUUACGCUUCCCGUAUAUGGAGGGCUGUGUCACGCAAAACACAUCUACAGUUCGCAGCUUGCCCGGUUAGUGGUUCAGGGGCCGUCAAUAGCGGCCUUGGACACGCGCUGUAUCGCCAGAUACCCGAUCCUCUCGACCAGCAGCGGCGAGCCCUUCCCUACAGAGACGACGGCGACGGAGCUGUUCGAACAUGUUAUUACCGAAAUCCUCACGGAAGCUAUUGAGUGGGAAAAUGUCGUUCAGGGAGUAGUAGAACGGGCCAAGCUGCUCCCCAUGUCCGAGGUCCAGGUCCAGGUCUUCCGCAUCUCACUUCCUGUUCACGACCUCCUGUCAGCCUUGCGGACCUCCCUAAGGGAAGGAGUUGAGGUGGCUAUCAAGGACCUCGAUCCAUGGAUCACAAAGACGCGAGACGAUGAGCGACCUACACCGCGCGGUACGGCGCAGUCCAAGAUCGCCAUCGUCGGCAUGUCCUGUCGCAUGCCCAGCGGAGCGACCGAUACGGAGAAAUUCUGGGACAUUCUGGAACAGGGGCUGGACGUCCAUGGCAAGAUCCCUCCGGACCGAUUCGACGUGGAUAGCCAUUAUGACCCCGCGGGGAAACGCGUCAACGCUAGUCACACACCGUAUGGUUGCUUCAUUGACGAACCAGGCAUGUUCGAUGCCCCCUUCUUCAACAUGUCCCCCCGAGAAGCUCAACAGACCGAUCCAAUGCAGCGUCUCGCCAUUGUGACGGCCUACGAAGCCCUGGAGCGGGUAGGAUAUGUAGCAAACCGCACCCCAUCGUCCAACAAACACCGCAUUGGCACGUUCUACGGCCAAGCCAGUGACGAUUACCGCGAGGUCAACUCGGCACAGGAGAUUAGCACCUACUUCAUCCCCCGGCGGCUGUCCUUGGCCACCAUCCAGGCAGCCUGUACCGCUCUCUGGAACGGCGACACCGACACGGUAGUUGCCGGAGGAAUGAAUGUUCUGACAAAUUCGGAUGCGUUCGCCGGCCUCAGCCACGGGCAUUUCCUGACCAAGACUCCCAAUGCCUGCAAAACAUGGGACUGUGAGGCGGAUGGCUAUUGCCGUGCGGAUGGAGUGGCCUCUGUCGUAAUGAAGCGUCUGGAAGACGCGGAAGCAGACAAUGACAACAUCUUGGGAGUUAUUCUUGGGGCCGCGACGAACCACUCUGCUGAAGCCGUCUCCAUCACCCAUCCACAUGCCGGCUCCCAGUCCUUUCUAAGCCGACAGGUGCUCCGCAGCGCUGGCAUCGAUCCAAUGGACGUCAGCUUUGUUGAGAUGCACGGAACUGGGACCCAGGCCGGGGAUGCGGAAGAAAUGAAGUCAGUCAGUGAUGUUUUUGCCCCGGCUGUUAAGCGGCGCAGUUCCAAGCAGCCAGUGUUCAUCGGUGCAGUCAAGGCGAACGUCGGCCACGAGGAAGCUGUAGCAGGUGUCACCGCACUGGUGAAGGUUCUUCUCAUGUUCCAGAAAGAGACCAUCCCCCCGCACGUCGGCAUCAAGAAUAGCAUCAAUCCUGGAUUCCCGAAAGACCUAGAUCAGCGAAAUUUGCAUAUUCCCUAUGAAAAGCAAGCCUGGCCCCGCGGUCCUGGCAGGAAGCGCAUCGCGAUGGUCAACAAUUUCAAAGGGCCCCUUCGACCAAAGCCGGCUGGCGAGAUCGACCCCCGUCCUUGUCACCUAGUCGCCGUCUCGGCAAAGAGCAAGGUCUCCCUAAAAGGGAACCUCGAACGGCUGCUGGGCUUUUUGGACGCACAUCCGGACGUGGUCUUGUCUGACCUGGCGUACACGACCACGGCACGCCGUCAUCACCAUAAUCAUCGAGUCGCCGUGGCCACUUCGGAUGUCGUGCAUCUGAAGAAUCAGCUGUGCGCAAGCCUCGAAUCCGACUCUGGAUCCUCAUACAAAUCAUGGAACCUCCAGCUCUUCCACGACUCGCCGUACUUUCGCGCGCAGAUCCUCCAUUUAGAUACGCUGGCGCAGGGGCAAGGGUUCCCUUCUUUUGUCCCUGCCAUUGACGGCUCCUAUCCCCAGGACCAUGCCCAUUCUCCCAUCAUCACACAACUAGCACUGGUCUGCACCGAGAUUGCUCUAGCAAAGUACUGGGCCUCACUAGGGGUGCAGCCGGAUGUGGUGGUGGGCCAUAGUCUGGGGGAGUAUGCGGCCUUGCACAUCGCUGGAGUUCUGUCUGCUAGCGAUGCCAUCUUUCUUGUCGGACAGCGUGCGUCCCUGCUUAAAGAUAGGUGCCAGCCCAGUAGCCAUCAGAUGAUGGCGGUUCGGGCGUCCCUCGCGCAGAUUGAGCAGUUCGCGGGGAGCCUGCCAUAUGAGGUUGCCUGUGUCAACGGACCCAGGGAAAUGGUCCUCAGCGGCACCCGCGAGGAGAUGGCGGCGGUGGCCAAGCCCCUGCAAGCUGAGGGAUUCAAUUGUAUUGUUCUGGAGAUGGAUCCCAUCCUCGACCAAUUUGAGGCGCUGGCGGCAUCGGGCGUGGUCUUCCAGGCACCUAACCUGCCGGUGAUCUCGCCGUUGCUGAAUUCGCUAUACACCGUCAACUUCCUCUCUGCGAUGGAGAUGGCGCACAAGAUUUCCACCAUUGACGAUGCCACCGUGUGGGUUGAAAUCGGUCCACACCCUGUCUGCGUAAACUUCGUCAGAUCCUCCCUCCCCACGACCAGCGUGACAGUGCCGUCGUUCCGCCGCGCGGAGGAUAACUGGGUAACGCUCACAAACAUGCCUGUGGACUGGAAUGAGUUCCACCAGCCCUGGAACGAAAAGACAUACUGGAUCCAAUACAAAGGGAAUUGGGCCCUCACCAAGGGAAACACCUUCUACGAUGACGAGGCCCCACAGGCCAAUGCCCUUGCUGGGCUGGCACCGGAGCUGAGGACGUCCACCGUCCAGCAGAUCAUCCACGAGCAGUUCGACGGAACGGCUGGGUCGAUCCCAGAUUUCCUAGCGGCAGCGUAUGGACACAAAAUGAAUGGACGGGGAGUUGUUACCUCGUCGAUCCACGCCGAUAUCGCGUUCACGCUGGGUGAAUAUCUCUAUAAGAAGUUGAAUCCCAAUCAGGAACUACACAUGAAUAUCGCCAACCUGGAAGUCCUCAAGGCUCUUGUGGCGCAAGAGAACACCAAGUCACCACAGCUCAUCCAAGUGUCUGCGAGCACCGAGAAUAUCCGGUCCGGACAGGCACAUCUGAAAUGGCGCAACGUGGUCAACGGGUCUAUUGAGGAGCCCUUUGCCAGUGCGACUAUCUACUACGAGGAAGCAAGCGAGUGGCUGGCAUCCUGGCGUCCUGCGGCGCAUCUCGUGCAGGGCCGGAUCCAUGCGCUUGAGCGGCUCGCAGAAGACGGCGUGGCCAACCGCUUCACCCGGCGCAUGGCCUACGGACUGUUUGCCAGCAGCCUGGUCGACUAUGCCGACAAGUACCGCGGCAUGCUGUCAGUGGUGCUGCACGAUCUCGAGGCAUUUGCAGAUGUCGUCCUCACCGUAGAGAAAGGCGGCACCUGGACCGUUCCUCCGUACUUCAUUGACAGUGAUGGCGGUCGGAUCCUCGUGAACAUGGCGGAGCAUCCGCAGGAUACUAUUGAUGUCAUGAACCGCAGUUCGAAAGAGUACAAUGUGGCUCCGCUGGAGCCGCAGUGGUUUCGACCGGGGGCAUUGCGCAUCCGGCUGAACAUGGCCCAGGGCGGCAUUACAGGCCUUCUACCGCCUGAGCGACAGCAUGAAGUGACGGAUCCUGACUUCUCGGGCCCUACUGAUGUGAUUGUGUAUGAAACGGAUGAGGAAUGGGCGAUUUGA